CUGAUUUGUUUUCAAAGUGAUUUGAUUUUAUAAUUUAAAGUCGAUAUUAGAUAGCAUGUUAAGUACUAGAAAGUCAAUUAAUAGGCUAAGUGUUGGAGUUUUACGUGCUAGAUCAUUAGCUACUCAAGCUAAUUAUGUUGCACCUCAAGAUUAUCAAUCUAGAACUCCACCUUAUGAAAAAUUACUUAAUAAUUUAUCAACUGUUAAAAAAAUUGUUAAUAAUCAACCAUUAACUUUAGCUGAAAAGAUUUUAUAUUCUCAUUUAGUUAAUCCUGAAGAAAGUUUUGCUUCAAGUCAAGGUAAUAUAGCUAAUAUUAGAGGUUUACAAUAUUUAAAAUUAAAUCCUGAUAGAGUUGCUAUGCAAGAUGCAUCUGCUCAAAUGGCACUUUUACAAUUUAUGACUUGUGGUAUGUCCUCAACUGCUGUUCCAGCUUCAAUUCAUUGUGAUCAUUUAAUUGUUGGUAAAGAUGGAGCUGAAGAUGAUUUAGUUAAAUCAAUUGCAACUAAUAAAGAAGUAUUUGAUUUCUUACAAAGUUGUGGUGAAAAAUAUGGUAUACAAUUUUGGGGUCCAGGUUCAGGUAUUAUUCAUCAAAUUGUAUUAGAAAAUUUUUCUGUACCUGGAUUAAUGAUGUUAGGUACUGAUUCUCAUACUCCAAAUGCUGGUGGUUUAGGUGCUAUUGCUAUUGGUGUAGGUGGUGCUGAUGCUGUAGAUGCUUUAACUGGUACUCCAUGGGAAUUAAAGGCUCCAAAAGUUUUGGGAGUUAAAUUAACUGGUAAAUUAUCUGGAUGGUCAUCUCCAAAAGAUGUUAUAACCAAAUUAGCUGGAGUAUUAACUGUUAGAGGUGGUACUGGAUAUAUUGUUGAAUAUUUUGGAGAAGGUGUUGAAACUUUAUCUUGUACUGGUAUGGCUACUAUUUGUAAUAUGGGAGCUGAAAUUGGUGCUACAACUUCAACUUUCCCAUAUCAAGAUGCUCAUAGAAGAUAUUUAAUUGAAACUGGUAGAGGACCAAUUGCAAAUAUUGUAGAUCAAGUUCAUAAAGAUACAAAUUUCCUUGCCGCUGAUAAAGGUGCUGAAUAUGAUAAAGUCAUUGAAAUUAAUCUUUCAGAUUUAGAACCUCAUGUUAAUGGACCAUUUACUCCUGAUUUAUCAACUCCAAUUUCUAAAUUUAGUGAAAAGACUCAACAAGAAGGUUGGCCAGAAAAGAUUUCCGCUGGUUUAAUUGGUUCUUGUACUAAUUCUUCUUAUCAAGAUAUGUCUCGUGCAGUUUCUAUUAUUAAACAAGCUGAAGCUGUUGGCUUAAAACCAAAAAUUCCAUUUUUUGUUACACCAGGUUCAGAACAAAUUAGAGCUACUAUUGAAAGAGAUGGAUUAAUUAAUACUUUUGAAAAGAAUGGAGCUAUAGUUUUAGCCAAUGCAUGUGGUCCAUGUAUUGGACAAUGGGAUAGAACUGAUAUUCCAAAGACUUCAAGUGAAACUAAUUCUAUUUUCACCUCAUUUAAUAGAAACUUUAGAGCUAGAAAUGAUGGUAAUAGAAAUACUAUGAAUUUCUUAACAUCUCCUGAUAUUGUUACUGCUAUGAUUUAUUCUGGUGAUUCUAAUUAUAAUCCAAUAACUGAUUCUAUUAAAUUAGAAAAUGGACAAGAAUUUAAAUUUCAACCACCUCAAGGUGAUGAAUUACCAAAUGAAGGAUUUAUUAAAGGUAGAGAAGAAUUUUAUCCUGAACCAAAUCCUCAACCAAAACCUCAAGUUGAAGUUAAUGUAUCACCAGAAUCUGAUAGGUUACAAUUAUUAGAUCCAUUUGAACCAUGGUCAGGUGACGAAUUAUCUACUAAUGUUUUAUUAAAAGUUGAAGGUAAAUGUACAACUGAUCAUAUUUCAGCAGCUGGAGCCUGGUUAAAAUAUAAAGGUCAUUUAGAAAAUAUUUCAUAUAAUACAUUAAUUGGAGCUAUAAAUCAAGAAACUGGUGAAGUUAAUAAAGCUUAUGAUUUAAAUGGUGAUCAAUAUAGUAUUCCUGAAUUAAUGAUUAAAUGGAAAGAAGAAAGUAGACCAUGGAUAGUUAUAGCUGAACAUAAUUAUGGUGAAGGAUCUGCUAGAGAACAUGCAGCUUUAUCACCAAGAUUUCUUGGAGGUUCAAUAAUAUUAGUUAAAUCAUUUGCAAGAAUUCAUGAAACUAAUUUAAAGAAACAAGGUAUGUUACCUUUAACAUUUGCUAAUGAAGAAGAUUAUGAUAAAAUUUCAUCAGGUGAUUUAAUUACAACUAUUGAUUUACAAGAUUUAAUUAAAAAAGAUGGUAAUAAUGGUGGAUCAUUACGGGUUAAUGUCACUAAAAAGGAUGGAACUAGUUUUGAAAUCUUAACUAAACAUACCAUGUCAAAGGAUCAAAUUGAAUUCUUUAAGGCUGGUUCUGCCAUUAAUUAUAUUGGUAAUCUUAAGAAACAACAAGGUUAAUACUAGCAUUUAAUUUCAAACUUUGUAAAUUAGAUAGAUAUUUGUAUUUGUAUAUAAUUAUUCCUGUAAUACAGAUAAACAUAAAUGGAAAAU
Scheffersomyces amazonensis is the source of this 2542-nucleotide messenger RNA. It is a transcript of the gene ACO2, whose product is annotated as aconitate hydratase. Gene Ontology annotation, cellular component: mitochondrion; cytosol. The record is from RefSeq and is a predicted model, not a curated record. The transcript has a single exon. The coding region runs from base 56 to 2449 and encodes 797 amino acids. Lineage: Eukaryota; Fungi; Ascomycota; Pichiomycetes; Serinales; Debaryomycetaceae. Gene Ontology annotation, biological process: tricarboxylic acid cycle. Gene Ontology annotation, molecular function: aconitate hydratase activity; 4 iron, 4 sulfur cluster binding.